CCCAGUCAAUAGAAGUAUGUCACUUAUCUUCUUAAGAAGACUCAACUUUUAUCUGCUUAACCAGUGUCUACUCCUAUUGCUCUUGCCAACACUCAUGCUACCACCUCUCCACCAGAAUUUGAUAAUACUCAUCAUUAUAGAAGUACUAUGGUGACUUACAAUACUUAACCAUCACCAGGCCUGACAUCUCCUUUGCAGUAAAUAGAGCUUGUCAGUUUAUGCAUAGUCCAUCUGUUGAUGAAUGGAGUGCUGUUAAGCGAAUUCCGCGCUAUCUAAAUGGAACUAAAUCUCAUGGUUUGCAAUUCAAAAGAGCUUCUUCUCUUCCCCUUCAAAUGUUUUGUGAUGCUGAUUGGGGUGGAGAUCCUAUUGAUAGAAGAUCUACUAGUGGCAUGGCAUUGUUCUUAGGUCCCAAUCUGAUUUCAUGGUGCUCUCGCAAGAGAAAAUCUGUGUCUCGUUCUAGCACUGAGGCUGAAUACAGGGCUAUGGCUGAAGCUACUUCUGAGAUUCUAUGGGUUCAAUCUCUUCUUGGUGAAUUGCAUCUUCCUGUGUCAGGUUCAUCAUAUCUGCACUAAAGAUCAACUUGCGGACACUCUGACCAAAGCUUUAACUUCUUCACGCUUUGAGUACAUACAUGACAAGCUUACUGUCUCUGUUCCAGAUGCCAUUCUCUUGCGGGGAGGUGUUAAGCUAGUGUAAAACUAGAGUGCCAGCAGUUAGUUAGAGAAUGAUUUUCACCUGACAGUUAAUAGCUGUUACAGGCUGUAAUUACUAUGAGCUGUCAUGUUGACUUUUAAUCUUCUCUUUCUUGGUCUUUAAAUAAGCUUAUACUCUAUCUGGUUUUAGUAAUGAAAAGAUUAGAGCAUU
Molecule: messenger RNA, 864 nt
Organism: Papaver somniferum (opium poppy)
Lineage: Eukaryota; Viridiplantae; Streptophyta; Magnoliopsida; Ranunculales; Papaveraceae
Exons: 2
Coding region: 219-572 (117 amino acids)
Source: RefSeq, a predicted model, not a curated record